Aspergillus welwitschiae is the source of this 858-nucleotide messenger RNA. Its product is annotated as fumarylacetoacetate hydrolase family protein. Gene Ontology annotation, molecular function: catalytic activity. Bases 1 to 858 code for a protein of 285 amino acids. NCBI's taxonomy places the organism in Eukaryota, Fungi, Ascomycota, Eurotiomycetes, Eurotiales, Aspergillaceae. The transcript has 4 exons. The record is from RefSeq and is a predicted model, not a curated record.
AUGUCCUGGUCCCGCCUCAUCCGAUUUAUCGACACCACCGGAGAAGUAUGCUUCGGAGAACCAGCAAUCAGCGACAUCACGAAACUAACAGAGGAAUGCCUCGCUGGAACCCUUUUCGCUCAGGAGUAUGUGGGAGACAGCCCUCUCUCUGUUACCCCAGGCUCUCGUCGCUUGCAAGUUAAAGAACUUCUGGGCAUUCUUCGACCAGAGGAUGUUCCUAUCAUUCGUUGCGUGGGGUUGAACUAUAUGGCUCAUAUCAAAGAGGGUGGCCGCACGCCUCCACCUCAUCCUUCUCUCUUUAUCAAGCCGAACACCUCUAUUGCUUCGUACAAUGAGGAUAUUGCUAUUCCCCGAAUUGCCCAGGACUCGGUAGAUUAUGAGGGGGAGCUGACUAUUGUAAUCGGCAAAACGGGCAAAAACAUACCCAAAGAAAACGCUCUCGAGUACAUAGCCGGCUACGUCGCCGCCAAUGAUAUAUCCUGUCGCAGCUGGCAAAAGGAUCCUCUGAAGGCCGGGGGCGUGCCCCAGUGGUGCUUCAGUAAGGGAUUUGAUAAAAUUCGCUCCUGUUGGUCCGGUCUUGGUCUCGUUGGCGCAGCCGAUAACCUGCGUCUUCAAACGCUGGUCAACGGCGAGCUCCGCCAGGAUACAAACACCAAUGAUCUACUUUUCAAUGUGCCUCAUCUUAUCAGCUUUCUUAGCCAGGGGACUACGUUGGAAAAGGGGACUGUUAUUAUGACGGGGACACCGUCGGGGGUGGCGAUGGGGAUGACUCCGCCCAAGUAUCUUAAGGAUGGUGAUGUUGUUGAGGUGGUGGUUGAGGGGCUGGGUGCGACGAGGAAUGUUAUGGUUUUUGAGUAG